Phialemonium atrogriseum is the source of this 1794-nucleotide messenger RNA. RefSeq names its product putative FAD-dependent monooxygenase. The transcript is spliced from 4 exons. NCBI's taxonomy places the organism in Eukaryota, Fungi, Ascomycota, Sordariomycetes, Cephalothecales, Cephalothecaceae. Gene Ontology annotation, molecular function: FAD binding. Bases 221 to 1552 code for a protein of 443 amino acids. The record is from RefSeq and is a predicted model, not a curated record.
CUCUGGAACAUUCCAAGGUGCGCCGUUGAAUUAGCCCACUGCCCCCAACAGUGUAACCCAGCCACCCAGCCCCCGCCACCAUCCAUGCACACAUCCCACGCACCAUCAACGAACCUACCAAACAAUCAUUACCACCAGGCUGCUCAAUACUGUACCCCGCUUCCUGCCGUCUCGCGCGCGCAGAGAGACAAAAAAAAAAAAAAAAAAAAAAAGAAAAAAGAUGGUCAACCCACCCCACCAGCCCGUCAUCGUCAUCGGCGCCGGAGUCAGCGGCCUUCUCCUCGCGCAGCACCUCCGCGAACGGCAGAUCCCGUUCCGCGUCUUCGAGCGGGACCUCGGCCACGCCUACCGCGGCGUGGGCUGGGGUCUCAGCCUCCACUGGUCGCUGCCCGCCGUGAGGUCCCUCCUCCCCGAGGACCUGGUCCGCCGGCUGCCCGAGGCGUACGUCGAUAGGCUCGCCGUCGAGAACGGGGAGUCGUCGGCGUUCCCGUUCUUUGACCUCGCUAGCGGCGAGCUCGUGGCCAAGACACCGAAGGCGCCGGAGUCGGAUAGGAUCAGGGUCAGUCGCCAGAGGCUGCUGCAGAUCCUCGCGACUGGAAUUGAUAUUCAGUGGAGGAAAGCCUUCACCAAAUACGAGUCCACAGGCGACGACUCAAUCACGGCAUCUUUCUCGGACGGCUCAUCGUGCGUGGGCACUCUGCUGGUAGCAUGCGACGGCAGCAACUCCAGAGUCCGGCGUCAGUUGUUCCCCAACGAGCACGAGAACCGCCCGUUGCCUGUCCGGCUGAUGGGCGUCAAGAUAGACGUCAGUCCGGAGCAGAUCGAGCCGCUGAGGCAGCUCGACCCCUUCUUUUUCCAGGGCGCCUCGUCUGAGAAUGACUCCUUCAUGUACUUCAGCAUCCUCGACGCGCCAGCCAACAACGACGAGAGGUCGGACAUGUACACCUGCCAGAUCGUAGUCUCCUGGCCCUUCCGCCCAGGCUUCCUCGGCAACCCAUCGCCGACGCCCGUGCCGCCCACCAACGAGGGCAGGCUCGACCUCCUCUGUAUCCUCGCCAAGACGUGGGCCGAGCCCUUCCAGUCGCUGGUCCUCGGCAUCCCCCCGGGUACCGAGGUGAAGACCCUAGAUCUCGCAGACUGGCCGCCUCCGAGGGGGGCGCACGGGACGGACCGGGUGGUGCUUAUGGGAGAUGCCUUUCAUACUAUGACGAUGUACCGCGGGGAGGGAGCUAACCACGCGAUCCUCGACGUGCUCGACUUUGCCGACAUUGUCUCGCCCUGCCUUCGCGGGCCCGAGGGAAACAACACAGCUCGAGGGAACUCCUCGACGACUGAUAUCGACGACAAAGCGGAGGCGAUCGCGAUCGAUGGCGGCGCGGCGGGUUUGCGGGCGGCUCUCGACGGGUACGAGGAUGCCGUUAUCGCGAGGGCCCGCGCGGGGGUCCUGGCUUCGCGGCGGGCUUGUCUGGAUGCGCAUGACUGGGGAAAAAUUGGCCCCGGAAGCCCGUUGUUGUCUAGGAGGGAGCCGAGGCUGCUGUUUGACGAGGAAUGAGGUAUUGAAGAGCGCCGGGUCGACAGACAGGGAGACAGGUCCUGACCCUUGAUGCCCCUCUGCGAUUCCAUGUGGCUGGUCAACUUGCGGGUUCUCCAGUUCAUUCCCAUUCAUCUUUUCUAUCGCUUCCCCUUCCCCUGUCCUUGAUCUCCAGCUCCCGAGGGCUAACUAUUGGACAAAGCCCGGAAAUGCACAACAGCGUAAGGAUAAUGAGAGUGAUAUAAGCGGCUGUCCUAGCCAUC